AUGCAAAAACUGACGGAGCACAUAGACGAACUGAAGCAGAGAAUCGCUGCUUGGGGAAAGCGGAUUCGGCGAUAUACCGAGAAGUCGACACGGUUCAACCAGAAUCGUCUCUUCCAGAGUGAUCAAAAGAGGCUCUAUAAAGCAUUGGAGCGACCAAUGGUAAGUGGAACGGACCCAGUACCGAAUCAAGCCGACACGGUCGCAUUUUGGCGCAGCCUGUGGUCAGAACCCGUAAACCACAACGAGGGCCCUUGGACAGAAGUUGCGGCGAGUCAGUGUGCGGGUAUUAGGACCCCACGCCGGAUAACGUAG
Molecule: messenger RNA, 312 nt
Organism: Parnassius apollo (apollo)
Lineage: Eukaryota; Metazoa; Arthropoda; Insecta; Lepidoptera; Papilionidae
Source: the annotation of a GenBank genome assembly